GCACAAGUGAUAAACCCUAACCCAAUUUCGGGUUUUACAGAACAUCUUGCUCUUUGUCAUCCCCAACAAGUCAUUAAUCCUCUCUCAGGUUCCACAAAUUUAUAAUCCAAGAAUUUAGAUUCGACAAUGGAGCAGGCUGUGCACAGUCGCCCUGUUUCCGAAGAAGACGACGAGGCAUUGAGCACCACCAAAAAACUUAAAUCAGAGGAGAAGUACAAAGAACACUCUGAAGAAGAGAUGCAAAAGCAACAUGAAUUCGAUUCCACGGAGGAAAAAGCUCUAGAAUGUUCCCAGGUUUCUGAAGACACCAAUAAAUAUACUCUUGUCACGGAUUGUAGAUUCAAAUUGCCCCAUUAUCUCACCGAGUUUGCUCUAGCGGAGUUUAACGCCAACCAGAAAGUGAUGUAUGAGAAAGUGAAUGUUCUUGAAACGAUGAAAUCGUUAAAUGUUAAUGAGGUUACAACUUAUCUUAUCACUUUUGAAGCCUCCUUGUCUGAUGAAACGAGCAAUAAUGUUCAAACCUUGCAAACAAAAAUAAUUAUGUCUCUACUAGACUACACUACGAAGAUAGAUGUUAAGUUUGUUAGGAUCAAACUCUCUGAAUUUGAUGUCAAUGAGGAAGAAGACUCCAGAGAAAAGCUUUCUGAAUCCAAUGAGGAAGAAGACUCCAAAGAAAAGCUUUCUGCAUCCAAUGAGGAGGAAGACUCUGAGGUCUCUGAAUCCAACACGGAAGACUCUGAGGCCUCUGAAUCCGACACGGAAGAUUCUGAAGAGCUAUUCGACUCUGACGAGCAAGAUACUGAAUCUGACAAGAAAGACUCUGAACAAGAAAAGCUCUCUGAAUUUGAGGAGGACGACCCUAAAGAAGAAAAGCUGUCAGACUCCGAUGAUGAUGAGCUCUGCAGUUAUGAGAUGAAACAAUACCUCAUUGAUGUGGAGAAGAGUGACGGUUUUGAGGUUGGAAACUAUCCACACGCGAAGAUCCCUUGUUGUAUGAUUCGUAGAUAUUACGACCCUCCAGGCAGGACUCAAUCUACCACCAAUCUCAAUAGACUAGUUUAUCUCUCUCGGUUGGCUAUUUGCAUCUAUAACAUGAAGGAGGACACGUACUUUGACAAUGUGAAAGUGCUCAAGGCAAUGGCUUUUGGCUGUGGGUGUACAAAUUACAAUAUCACUUUUGAAGCCUCCUUGUGUGAUGGAGAUCAUGUCACCUUCCAAACAAGUAUAUACAGGUCGGUUCCCCUUCCAUAUCGAAAUAUCGAGAUUCGUUUUGUUAGGAUCAAGCCUAGCAUUAAUCCCAAGGACAUCAGUACCUGAUAACAGGUCAUGCCAGGAGUCCAUACUUGCUGGCUGAUGAAUAUCGAUGCUUUGCUUUCAAAUUAUCAACUUAUAUGUAACCUGUUUCAAAUGUUUCGCUUCACCAUCCUGUUUUUUAAGCUGUGAAGAUGAAAAAAUGGGAUGCACCAGGCCUUCUGUGGCAGAAAACAGUGACAACUUUAGAUUCUUUCUAUUGGUUUUAAGUAUUCGUCUGUCUGUCGGGUUCUCAGGUUGUAGCUUAAGAUAAAUAAUGUGAACAUUUUGCAAUGCAUGCGUCCAAGACCAAGACGGUCUUUCCUGUCCUAAAAAUUGUUCUCAAUUUUUCUUUUAAUCAAAUCUUAAUUGGUAAUGUA
Messenger RNA from Daucus carota subsp. sativus, 1670 nucleotides. RefSeq lists its product as uncharacterized. The transcript has 6 exons. The record is from RefSeq and is a predicted model, not a curated record. Lineage: Eukaryota; Viridiplantae; Streptophyta; Magnoliopsida; Apiales; Apiaceae. Bases 127 to 1317 code for a protein of 396 amino acids.